This is a messenger RNA of Etheostoma spectabile (orangethroat darter), 8636 nucleotides long. It is a transcript of the gene grid2ipa, whose product is annotated as glutamate receptor, ionotropic, delta 2 (Grid2) interacting protein, a. The record is from RefSeq and is a predicted model, not a curated record. The coding region runs from base 1040 to 7024 and encodes 1994 amino acids. Lineage: Eukaryota; Metazoa; Chordata; Actinopteri; Perciformes; Percidae. Gene Ontology annotation, molecular function: protein binding. Gene Ontology annotation, biological process: regulation of DNA-templated transcription. The transcript has 23 exons.
CUCUCACUAUUACAGAACAGUUUACUGUGGCUUGUUGAUUUCUGGUUUUCAAUUCAUAGUAGUUGUACUUCCCUAAAGACCCCCCCCCCCAACCUUAGUAAAGAAAACACAUUAAGUGCCUGUGUUGCUAUAGUAAAAUCAUGCCAUUAUUUUUUUUCAUCAUCUUUUGUAGCAUUCUUAUUCCAUUUUUUUUCUAUUUGUUUUUAGAAGUUUGUGGAUGUGGAGUGAAUGUCAUCUUCCAUCUAGUCAUGGGAGUACCACCUGCUUUAAAACCACACACACCUGCCAGGUAAAUUACAGGAUCAUCUGGUACACAUGUACACACACAACCAAGCUUGUACUGCCUGAUGUCAUGCGGUCACAUUUGUGUUAGUAUUUGCAAUCCUAUGCUUAAUUCACCAUAGUUAAUUGGCUUAGCUGAAAUUUUGUAGGCAACCUUGAGCAAAUCUGCAGGCUACAUCUCUUGUCUCUACAUCCAGUACUGAGGUUAACGCAGCCGCUAUAAUCAGAGAAGUGUCCCUGGCUGGUGUACCACACACUGGUUUCUGGGUCACUUCUCAGCCCUCUGAGAGGGCCCUAUCAGAAAGAGAGAGAGGAGAGAGAGAGGUAUUUAUAGAAAAAUGGGGCUUUGCAGUACCUUUUCUUGCAAAGAACCAUUUCAGGACCAAGUUAGUGUGUCCCAGUUUUCUGAUCACCAGUCAGCCAUAGGGUUUGGACUGAGGCUGAGACUGGACCACCUCACCCAGGAUGAAGAGCCUGACUUUCAGACACUAUACCCUCUUCACCGACCUCCCUUUCCUUAGCUGCAGACUGCUGGUUCUCUGAUUGAGAACAGAGGGACACAUUGGCCUAGAUAACCUACAGAUGUGACCUUUUAGGUGGACUUGUUUAGCCUUGCUGGGUGGAGGCUUUUGGCGCCAGUGAGUUCAGGUAAGGAGCAGCACAAAGGUGUCAGAGGGCACUCUUUGGCUGCAUCAACCUCCAGGCCGGGGGCAAAGAGAGGCUGGCCGGAACGUGCCCUGCCGCAAGCCGGGCGAGGAUGAGGCGUUUCCUGAGCAGAAAGGGCCGCUUCUCCCUGCGCCAGAGCAAGUCUGGGACCCGGAGUGCCUCUAAAGAUUUCUACCUCGGCCUCCCAGCCACCAAUCAGAACUGGCCUGAGGCAUUUGGCUUCCGACUAGGUGGCACUGGGCCCAGCUACAUUCUGUCUGUGGUGGAGGGCAGUAGUGCCUACCUGGCUGGCCUGCAGCCCGGGGACCAGGUGGUGGACAUUGAGGGCCAGGAUGUGACCAACCUCAGCACACCGGCACUGAUUGCUCUGGCUCAGACCCUCAAGACGGUACCACCCAGCAUCGGAGUGGUGUCACGGAUUGAACAGAUUGACAUCACACCCGGCCCAGAUGGCCGUUUCGGGUUCACCAUCGUUGGAGACUGCCCUCUGAUGGUGGAGGACUGCAUGCCUAACGGUCCUGCUGGACGCAAUGGCCUCAAGGCUGGGGACUAUGUCAUGGAGGUCAAUGGCAUCCCAGUGAAGCAUCAUGAAACGGCAGCGGCCAUGAUCAAAGCAGCUCAGGGUCGGCCUCUGCGUCUGGGCGUGCUCAGUAUGGCCCGGCGGCCCAAGCGACUGAGCAGCAGCAUGAGGGUGUUGUCUCAGAGCGGGGACAGCAUCAGGGAGAGUCGCGCCCACAAGGCCAUGGAGUUUAAUAAGAAAGUGGAGGAAGUGCUAGGAGAGGAGCUAGAUGUGAAGGAACAUCUGUUCGAGGUGCUCAAGCAGUACGCUACUGAGAGGGAUGUGGAGACUCUGGCUGAGGCACUGCCCGACAUCUUGAUCACAGAGGAACAUCAACAGCUGAUUGACAGCGUCAGGAUCUUCAUUCCCAAGAAGCACAGGGAGCGUUUUGACGAGGUGGUUUCCCAGAGUCUGUUGAGCCGGCUCAAAGGACGGAGCUUCAGUGACCCAAGCCGCAAUCAUCUUCGCCGCAGUCGGAGUGAGGAUCACCCCGAACGCCUCCUGGUCUCCACCCGUGCCAGUUCAGUGCCACGCACCCACGCAGAGGAAGGCAUGGCCCCCCCCACCCGCGGCAUGCGCAAGACCACCUCACUCAUAGCUGGGCACUCCAGUGGAACCACCACCAACUGUAGGACAGUGAGAGUGUGUAAGGGUAACACGAGUUUUGGCUUCACUCUCAGAGGCCAUGCUCCGGUGUGGAUUGACUCUGUCAUCCCUGGAAGCCCAGCAGACAAGGCAGGUCUAAAACCAGGAGACCGCAUCCUGUUUCUCAAUGGACUGGACAUGAGGACCUCCUCCCAUGAGAAGGUGGUGUCCAUGCUCCAGGGCAGUGGUGCCAUGCCCACACUGGUAGUGGAGGAUGGCCCGCCUACUUUCACCCUGUCAGAGCAGGACCUCGCAGGGGGCGGUGUUCCCAUAGAGCGUUCCCGCUCACCUAUGCUCAGCUCCCUGCAGUGGGUGGCAGAGAUUCUGCCCCCCAGUAUCCGGGUUCAGGGCCGUACCUUUGGACAGCAACUGGAGCACCUGCUGACCAUCCAGGAGAGGUACACCAUCUGCAAGGCUCUGGAGAACUUCUUCCAGCACAGGAAUGUUGACACUCUGAUCGUGGAUGUGUUCCCGGUGCUGGAUACUCCAGCCAAACAGGUGAUCUGGCAGUUUGUUUACCAGCUGCUGACGUAUGAGGAACAGGAGCACUGCCAGAGCAAGAUCUCACGUUUUCUUGGAUACAAAGCUCCAGUUCCACCACCACCACCACCUCCUCCCCCUCCUCCAGAGCCUGAGGUUGUCCCUGAGCCCCAUCGACGUAGCAGCUCCAUGAGGGUGACAGGGACUACGUACAGGAGCAGUGUGAGGGGACGUAGCUCUGAUGACCUGGUCAUUGGCACACACUUGGGCCAGGGCUUCCGCGCAGAAAUGCUGCUGGAGACAGGGAUGAGGUUGGCUCCAGGAGAGAGACAGUCAGGAGAUGGUACUUCCCUUCCUGAGACUCCCAACAACCUCACCAAUCUGUCAGCGGUGUAUGCUGAACUGGAGAACAUGUAUUCAACCAAGAGGUCCAAGUCUCUGAAGAGUCGUGCUCCUCCUGCUCCCGAGAGUUUGCUGGAUCUGGAGCCUCCCUCACGCACGGCCUCCCCUACAAUACAUGCUAAUACAGGUAGCCGUAUGGGCCCCCAACCCCCUACAUCAUGGCCGGAGCCUCUCCCCAGCCCCCCAACACCCCAGUUCUAUCCAUCAGGGCUGACAAGCCAGACCAGUGGUGAGUCCAACCCUUACAUUAGCCUGGACAGUCCCCCUCCGUCACCUCCAGAGCCUUCGGACUUCCCAUCUAGUCCCCCCACCCACCGCAGCAACAAGCGGCGUUACACCUUCUCCAAACCACCACGCUCAGAAGACACAGAUCGCUUUCUGGAUGCACUGAGCGAGCAGCUGGGACAGAGAGUGGCCAUUGUUGAUGACUUCCUGACUCCGGAGAAUGACUACGAGGAGGAUGUUGUGCAGAUGGGCUUCCCAGAUGAGGAGGAUGAGGAUAAUGACGAAGAGUUGGGGGUAGACGAGGAUGAAAAUGGAGGAUUUGUGGCUCCAGAGCUCAGCAGCCCGAGUGAUGUUCAAAGCAGCAGUGGAGAAGAGAAUGCCUCCUCCCUCACCUACUCUUCCUCCUCUGACCACAUCCCUCCACCCCCAAUGACCCCUCCGCCACCCCCUCCUGUUCAGUUCAAUGACCCUCCUCCUCCCCCUCCAGCACCUGCACAGUCUCAGUCUCAGCACCAACAACAGCAACAGCUGAGCUACACCCCUGAACACUCCCCAAGAGCAUAUGUACCCAUCCGGCGGAAAUCUGGUCCCCCUCCACCACCUCCACCCCGCAGUAAUCCACCACCUAAACGGCACUCCUUACAUAAAGUGCUACCAACAAGGGAGGACCUUCAGGUCCACGCAACUAUACAAGAGCUCAAAGCCUUCCAAGAGAAACAAGUCUACCAGGAAAGAUUAGCCUAUGAGGAGCAACAAGCAUAUAAGGAGAGGCAGGCGUAUGAGGAGCAGAAAGCCUUUGAAGAACAGCAACUGUUCCAAGAGCAGCAGGCUUACAAGGAGCAACAGGCCUAUCAGGAGAAAAUCUUCAAGGAGAGACAGGCUUAUAAAGAGCAAAAGGUGUAUGAGGAGCAAAAAGCUUUUGAAGAGCAACAAAUGUACCAGGAGCAACAAGCCUACCAGGAAAGACAAGCAUAUGAACAGCGCCAAGCCUACCAAGAACAAAAAGCGUACGAACAGCGCCAAGUCUACAAGGAGCAAAAAGCCUUUGAGGAACUUCAAUCCUACCAGGAGCAAAAAGCUUUUGAAGAGCGUAAAGCUUAUGAGGAGCAAAAAGCAUAUGAAGAGCUCCAGUCCUACGAAGAGCAGCAAGCAUGUCAAGAUCAGCAGAUAUACCAGAGCCACCACUCGAUGCCAAACCAGCCAACACAGCAGAAAUCUCACUCACCAUUGCCUCUCCAACAACUGCACCAGUCCUUACCCUCACUCCCCUCUCCAGACUCCACCCAUCAGCACCCUAACCAUCCUCUGUAUAUGAUGCGCCAAGCACAGCAGCAGCAGGCCCUCCAGAGUCAUCUCCUCCGACGUCAAUCCCGUUCAGCCCCACCGCCACACCAGCCACAGCCCCAACCAACAGUUCACCCCAGCCAACAAGGUCCAUACGCUGAGGGCAUUUACCAAAGCCAUCAGGACAUGAGACCACAGGCCCACCAUUCCUCUGCGGAGAUGCUCCACCAGGCACACAAAGCCCCAGCCCAUCAUUCCUCGGCCGAGAUCCUCCAUCAGUUGCAACAAUCCCAGGCCCACCACUCAUCUGCUGAGAUGCUCCAGCAGAUGGAACAAGUCCAUGCACACUUCUCCUCAUCAGAAAGGCUCCACCAAAUGCACAAAACCAAGGCACAUCAUUCCUCAACAGAGGUUCUGCACCAAGGUCACCAGAUGCAGCAAAUGCAGCUCCACCACUCCUCGACCGAACUUCUCCAUCAAGCGCACCAGAUGCAUCGGGGACAAGCGCACCAUUCAUCCACUGAGCUGCUUCAUCAAAUGCACAAUCCCCAGGCCCACCACUCCUCCACUGAGUUGCUCCAUCAAGCCCACCAGAUGCACCAAACUAAGCCCCAUCACUCCUCCACAGAGCUUUUGCAUGAAGCCCAGCAAGAGCCUGCCUCCCUCCCAGGUCAGCUAAACCGGGACAGCUACUCCCAUCAGAGUCGGAGAAGUCUUAAAGGUCAUCAUCAGACUCAAGUGUCACAGCAAGGGAGACACCAAGAACAGCAGAUCCACCAAACCCAUCACCCCCAGCCCACCAAACCCUCUCCCCAAAGACCUCACUCUAUCCAGCAAACCCACCACCACUCCAACACACCUCAGAUCCACCACAUUCACCAUAUGACCCCACAGCCCCCUCCGCAAGACUACCAACACCAGAUUCAUGUCAUCCACCCUCCCCAUCAGCCCCACAGGCCUCAGCCCCUUCUCUCCACCUUUCAGCCGCUCCAGCCGCACCAGCCCACCAUCUCCACUUUCCAGCCUCUGUCUCAACACUACCAAUCCCAGCACCAAGUUCAGCCUUCCACUCAAGCCACCCGUCCACAGUCCCAGCCGUCACAUCACCUGCUGCAGUUGCAACAUCAGCCCCAAACCCAGUCCCACCAUAAGCAAUCCCAUGGCCAAAGCCAGCCUCAGUCCCUCCCCCACUCGCUAUCUGACCCUUCAGAGCACCUAGAGCCCCCUCCACCUCCACCCCUACCGCCACCCUGUUCCCCUCCACCGUUGCCCAGGCCUUUGCUCUCCAGGAUGGACUCCAACCACAUGAGUGUGAAGAGGCUGCGCUGGGAGCAGGUAGAAAACUCAGAGGGGACUAUCUGGGGACAGUUAGGAGCCAAUUCUGACUAUGAGAAACUACAUGACAUGGUGAAGUAUCUGGAUCUGGAGCUGCACUUUGGGACACAGAAAAGCUCCAUACCUGUUCCAGAGCCAUCUCAUCUGCCAGAAACCUUUAAGAAGAAAGAUGUGAUUGAAAUUCUGUCCCAUAAAAAAGCCUACAAUGCCUCCAUCCUGAUAGCCCACCUAAAACUGUCUCCUGGGGAGCUGCGUCAGAUACUGAUGAACAUGGUCACUGAUAGGCUGGAGCCAGCCCACAUCAAACAGUUGCUACUCUAUGCCCCAGAUGCAGAGGAGGUAAAAAAGUAUGAAGGAUACAGACAGGACCCCAGCAAACUCAGUGAGCCAGACCAGUUUGUGUUGCAGAUGUUAUCAGUACCAGAGUAUAAGACCCGCCUGCAGAGCCUCCUCUUUAAGUGUUCUCUACAGGAGAAGACGGAGGAGUUGAGGGGAGCGUAUGACUGUCUCUACAAGGCUUCGAUGGAGCUGAAGACAAGCAAGAAGCUGGCUAAGAUACUAGAGUUUGUGUUGGCGAUGGGGAACUACUUGAAUAACAGCCAGCCUAAAACCAACAAAACUACAGGCUUUAAGAUCAACUUCCUCACAGAGUUGAGCACAACUAAAACAGUGGAUGGGAAGUCAACAUUUCUACAUAUUCUGGUCAAGUCAUUAUGUCACCACUUCCCUGAGGUUUUGGAUUUUUCCAAAGAUUUGACCAUGGUUCCUCUUGCUGCCAAAGUAAACCAGAGGGCUAUCACAUCAGAUCUGAAUGACCUUCAUACAACUAUCCAGGACAUUCGCUCAGCCUGUCAGAAGAUGCCUGUGACUGCUGAAGACCGCUUUGCUGUUGCCAUGAGUAACUUCCUUGAAAACAGUCAUCCAGCAGUCCAGUCUCUGGAUUCCCUGCAACAGAGGGCUAUGGAGGAAUUCAGCAAAACUGCAUCUUUCUUUGGAGAAGACGGCAAAGGCACAAAUACUGAGGCCUUCUUUGGUAUAUUUGCUGAGUUCAUUGGCAAGUUUGAGAAAGCUCUCAAUGAUCAGCAAGCUGCAGAAAACCAGAAGAGUCCCAGAAGUCCACGAAUGGCCUCCCCACUGGCCUGGUAACACACACAGAUGCAGAUGACUACAUACAGUAGUUCAUACAGUACAUACACAUGUCCACAGACACAUUCACACAUACUGUAUAUACAUGCACAACCACUGUGUAUAUACAUGCACAAACACAUACACACCACUCAAUGCACAAUUCUGAGCAAAAAAACAAGAUUUUGUGUGUUUGUGUUUUUGGUCAAAUUAAGGGAGGGAAGUUUUGACAUGAGGCAAAAUGAGGUCUUUUGCAUCAGGAUGGACGAUUUAGCUUUAUACCAGUGGUAUAGUAUAUACUAUAUAUCCUUUAAAAACAAGUUUUUGUUAAAGUAGAAAACUGUAAUUUCUACAAUAAGACUACAUAGAAUAAGGCUACAUAGAAAACAACUCCCUGUUUGUUUGGCUGUCAAUGUAACUCCACUAUUGGAAAGACAGUUACUCAGUAACAUCCUGUAGUUGAAGUUUUCUUUCUCUAAGCCUGAGUGUAAGUGUACUAUUACAAUUCUACUGUAAAAUCUUUGUUACAUGUAUUCAAGUUAUAGAUUUAACAAAAAGGAAUGUUAUCCUGAAAUAGAUAUUUAAUUAAAAUACAUUCAUAUUCUCUUUGCGGUUUGGAAGAAAAUCCACAAAAGCAGUUUUCCUGCUGUUAAUUUACAUGUUGUGUAUUUUUGGAAACUACCCACCACACUGAAUGUAACACAAGUUCUUUACUGACUUAUUUUCUCAAGUAAAUACUCUUUGAAAUCAUCUGUCUUGAUGACAGAUUGUUUCAUGCUCUGCUUUGUAUCUAUGUCUCACUGUCAGCUGAUUUUCCAAAUCCAUACCAUGUCAGUUAUCGCCACAUCAUUUCUUUUUUUCUAAAUGGUAUUGUUCUAACCUCUAAUGUUACUAACGUGAAUAUAUGAGACAACCCUCAGUGCAACCCUCAGUGCAAAGUUGGCACCUACUAUUUGUUUUUAUAAAAUACAAUUUUAACUGUUCCAAGGAUCAUUUUUCACUGGUUCACACUCACACUAAGUACUGUAGAAGUGGGAUGAUGUGGCGCUAAUAGCGGGCAGUGUGCAAUAUGUGAAUGUUGUGUUCCACUGUUGGAAAUUAUACUAAACAUUAUUACACUAUAUAAAACUAUACAAAAAUUAUAUUGUGUCUGCACUGUACAGAAUGAGCGUGGAUAUAAAUAAAACAGAUACAGAUGCUACAGUAUAUAAAGCACUUUGUAACUUUCAUGUGUUACCCAAAUAUUUAUUUUAUUGAUUGUGUCAUAUGGACCGACCAUAAAGUAAUACCGGUCAGAAGACAGCAAUGUCAUUACGUUUAUUGUAGCAGAUGCAGCAUUUUGCAUACAAACAACUAAUAAUACAGCUUCUGAGAUGUGCCAGUGCUCUGUAAAACAUGAAUCUUAGUUGUCAAGUGAUAUUUUUUAUAUAGUAAGGGAAAUUAUUAUAAGGAUAAUGUGUGCAGCCAGUAAAAACUAUGUUUUCUAAUGCUCCAAGUUCAUUUUUUCUGCUUAAAUUACAGAAUGUAAACCUCUAAAACAUUCAUGUCCAUUUAAGUUAUAUAAAGUGUUAAGUCUGUAUUUUGUAUUGUAUCCUAACAAUGUGGACAAUUAUAAAUAGUGGAAUGAAAUCUG